Molecule: messenger RNA, 1813 nt
Organism: Suillus plorans
Lineage: Eukaryota; Fungi; Basidiomycota; Agaricomycetes; Boletales; Suillaceae
Product: nucleotide pyrophosphatase
Exons: 12
Coding region: 78-1649 (523 amino acids)
Biological process (GO): nucleoside triphosphate metabolic process
Molecular function (GO): nucleoside triphosphate diphosphatase activity; ribonucleoside triphosphate phosphatase activity
Source: RefSeq, a predicted model, not a curated record
UGGCGUAUUCUCAAAUUGACGCAUAGUCAGACUGGUUACGAGUCUACCACGGAGCCUCUUCGUCGUCGUCUUACGCGAUGGCAAGCACACACAAUUUUCAUAAAUCAACCACGCCUGACAAGCGACACGUUUUACUCUUGAAUGUUGACGACAUAGACGCUAUCCAACCUGAUGUCAAGGAGCAACCUACUCGCCCUGCCCACUCACACAAACGCAAGCGUUUUGCUGAAUUCAGUGUCCUCCUCUCGCUUAUUAUCACUACUACCAUAUUUGAAUUCUGGCCCCGUACUCGACACGACACGAGUACUGGAAGGGAUUCAUUGUACUCGAAUGGAACACACGAGUUCAAGAAGACAGUGCUUAUGGUUUCGAUCGAUGGUUUUCGUGCGGAUUAUUUGGAUCGUGGACUCACGCCGCAUUUGUUAGAUAUCAGCCGGGAAGGUGUGAGGGCAAAGUACAUGCAACCUGUUUUCCCCACUCUGACAUUCCCAAAUCACUGGUCACUGAUGACUGGCCUCUACGCCGAGUCGCACGGCAUUAUUGCGAACAACUUUUGGGACCCCGUGUUCCGAGACACAUUCCAUUUCGAUCGUGUUGAAUCCGCGCAGAACCCAAGCUGGUGGCUCGGCGAACCUAUGUGGGAAACCGCAGAACGUGCAGGUAUCAUCACCGCAAACCUCAUGUGGCCUGGUCCUUGGUCUACAUCUUCGGGUGUGAACUCCACAUAUUUUCUACCUUGGGAAGAUAACUACGCUCUCGAGAAGAAACUUUCCGAUCUCCUAGAGUGGAUUGACCUCCCGCUGGAAGAGCGGCCGCAGCUUAUUCUUGGGUACGAACCGUCGCUAGACCAUGCUGGCCAUACAACAGGGCCGAUGUCUAAGGCCGUUAACAUGAGUCUUGCAGCUGUCGAUCUUUUCGCUCGGAACCUAACCCAAGCACUAGGCGAGCGCAACCUCACGCAUAUCGUUGAUAUCAUCUUCGUCAGUGACCAUGGAAUGGCGGACAUGAGCCACCCAACUUGGAUAUAUGUUGACGAGAUUGUUGGUGAGCUGUGGAAAGGUGUUACCAAGAUGGAUGGUUGGCCAUCUAUGGGCUUACGCUUCGCUCCUGGCACGAACGCGACUGAAGCCAUUGAGCGUCUGUGCGAGUACACACUUACCCACCCGGAUCAGUUCGAUGUGUUUACGACCGAGAGCUUCUCUACCGACCCUGGCACCUCCUUGGUAGACCUCAACACAUUCAACUACUGUAAGAUGUCUGCAUGCACAGUGGAGCCCGUGCCCGAACGAUACCAUUUCUCCCGUAAUUACCGCAUCGCCCCUAUGUGGAUUGUACCGCGCAUAGGCUACGCGCUGACUGACUACAUGGGUGGCAAAGACGGAGUGCCAACUGGAAACCACGGCUACGACAACGAGGACCCGUCGAUGCGUGCCAUCUUUGUCGCACACGGGCCUUUCUCGCGGGGCGCCAAGGCUUCUGUGGUCGCACGAGGAGAGGGCAAUGGCACAGAGGAGUACGUGAUGCCAGGGUUCCAGAAUGUCGAGAUUUACAACCUCGUGAUGCGACUGCUGAGCCUCGACGCUACGGAUAUAGCUACAACCAACGGAACCGCUGGAUUUUGGGAUAUGUUUGUCUUGCCAGAUGUUUGAACUUCGUACAUAUUUGAAGUCGAACUGCGUUCGAUGCUUCGAGAGCUAUCAUUACCCAUCACCUUCCUCGAUGUGCUACAUAUAUAUGCAUCAUCUUGCUACGUGCCAUAAGUAUCUGACACGCGUCCUCAAUGUCGGACAAUGUUAGAAAACUAAAUUUCGUC